AGGACUCGGAAUUCAGGAAUGCUCAGGUAGAGUCUUCCACACAUUUUAGACUAAGCGCUACAGUUGUUCUCCACAGUUGGCCCUGUCGUCGUAGAUGGUUGUCAUUUAGGUUCUCCUGUCCUUCCUUUAGUAAGGUAGGCUCCUGUGUCCUUUCUUUGGUCAGGAAGGCUCUCGUGUCCUUCCUGGCGUAAGAAUCACCCUGAAGUAGGAGGUAUCUGAGCAACCGUAGGCUGACACGAAUUGCCUAGCCAUCGGACUGCGAAGCUACUUUGAUCAUGCAGAUUAACGGAUAAGCUUGCAGGAGCGUACUUAGAAAUAUCUGGAGGAAGCUGUUGCUGCUAUAGAACUUCGCCAAGAUGUCGAGCUGGCUUUUCAGUAACCCGGGAUCGGGUUCUAAAUCUCCGGAACCGAAGCGAGAAAGGAAUCCGGAUCAGAUCAUUCAGUCACUUGAAGCGGAGCUUAAUGCGAAAGAUGUUAAAAUCUCGAACCUGGAGCAGCUCUGUACGAGGAAAUCUCAGGAAUAUAACGAUCUCAAGUCAGAGCAAGAUGCUGUCAGCCAGCAAAUGAGUGGGUUCGCCGACGCGAUAAGGACCAUGAAGGAGGAGUCUGCUCGGAGAUCUCAGGAGCUUCAGACCUCGGAGCGGGAAAAGGUGGACCUGAUGACGCAGCUCCAGCGUCGCAACGUGGAAGUGAAAGACCUUCAAGACGAGCUUGACGAAACGAAGCGGCUGAUGAGAGCGGCACAGGAGGAAGCCAACGCAGCGUUGGUUAAGGCGAAGCAGGAUGUGGAGAGCGAGCACACUCGUUAUCUUCAGGAGCACAAGAAGAGUGUGGAGAAACAGCGGGAAGCCGCUAUGGCCCAGGUCGACUUGGAAACCCAGAUCGACGCCUUGACCCAGCAGCUGAAGGAUCUGCAAGAGCAGGAGGAAGCGAAGGGUUCUGAGAACGCGGAACUGACCAAGAAGCUGAACGAUGCACGCACCGAGAUCGAGCGGCUGCAGCGCAGCGAGAAGGAGGCGAAGGCGACACGCGGCUUGCAGGUGGAGGUGGAGGACAUGAGAAGAGCGCUGGAAGAUGCGGAGUUCACGAUUCGCAACACCAAGCAGCAGCUCGCUGCUGCUGAAGCCAACGCUUCGCGCCUCAAGGGCCAGGUGGCUCAUCUGACCGUCAAGCUCCAGGACGAGCGUCAGGCGCGGGAGAAGCUGGAGGCGCAGAUGGAGCAGCUCGGCGCGGGAUCCGGCAGCGCGGAGCAACUGGCGGCAGCACUGCGGAAGGAGAACGAAGAGCUUAAAGCCCGGGUCUCCCUGGCCGACGAACGGGUUGCGGAAGCUCGUCGACAAGUGGUAUCGUUCGAGACGACGAUGGGGGAGCGCGCGGACCUGGAGCUGAAGGCGGAGAUGGCGCGCGCGGAGAAGGUGAAUGCGGAGAAGCGGGCGGCGGAGGCGGAAGCGGAGGCGAAGGCUGCGGAGGAUGAGGGGAGGCGGGCGGUGUGUGCGGCGGAGGAGAAGCUGAGGGGGAUGCAGCGGGAGAAGGAGCAGCUGGUGGGGGAGUUGGAGGCUGCGGUGAAAGGGAGAGACGCGGAGAAGGGGGAGCUGGAGGGGAGAAUCGCGGGCCUGGAGGCGGAAGUUGCGGAGAUGAGGCGCGAGACGGGGAGACUGCAUGAGGCGGCCAAGGAGGCGGCGAGGCAGAAGGAGGCAGAGAUGGAUUCGCUGCAGAAGGAGCUGAAUACGAGCGUCACUGCACUGGAGGAGGUGAAGCUGAGGUGCGCGGAGGCGGAGGAGGCUUUGCGAGCGGAGAAGGAGCGGAGGCACGCGGAGGUGGCGGCGGCUGUCGGUUCCGUGGAGAGGCGAUGCACGGAGUACGAGGAGAAGGUGGGGGGACUACUGAAGGCCGUUGAGGGGCUCGAGUCUGAGAAGGCGGAGCUGAUCGCGAAGGUGGAGCGCGGUGUGGAGGAGUACAGGAGGGUGAUGAAGCAGGCGCACGAGGCUGAGUUGAAGAAUGGAAGGAUUGAGAAGGAGGUGGGGAGGUUGGAAGAGGAAGGGGAGAGGACGCGGAAUGAGCUGGCUGUUGUGCGCGCGGUUAUGGAAGAUGCGGAGCAGCACAUGCAAGCGCAGGCGGAAGAGGCGCGCGCGCAGCUGCGCCAGUCGUCCGACGCGGCGAAAGAGGAGGCGCGGAAUUCGGGCGCGGAGCUUGAGGCGCUGCGGCGGGAGGUGGAGGUGCGGGCGAGGGAGGUGGCGGAGUUGUUGCAGAGGGCCGAAGAGGCGGAAGCUAUUGCGGCGAAGGAAGCGGAACGGAGGUCUGCGGAGAGCAACGUGGCGGAGAAUGUGCGGGCGAGGCUGGAAAUCAAGUGCGGAGAGCUGGAAGAACAGGUGGUGCAACUGCGAGGAGUGGUGGACGGGGAAGAGGGCGAAAUCGCAGCCGUGCUGGAGCGAGUGAGCGUGGCUGAGGCGGCUGGGAAGAAGGCAGAGAGGGACCUCUGGGAGAUGGAGGAGGCGAAGGGGAAGGCAGAGAAUGAGCUGGCGAGAAUGAGGGAGGAGUGCGAGAGAAUGGAGCAGGAGAUGGGGAUUCUGAGGGAGGUGGUGGAGGAUGUUGAGGGGCGCGUGAAGAGGGAGGCGCGGGAGGCGGCCGGGCUUCUGGCGAAGCUGAAUGUUGCAGAGGGGGAGAUUGAGGGGCUGAGGAGGGAAGCUGAGGAGGAGAGAGAAAGGGCUGGGGGUGCUUUGAGGGAGAAGGCGGAGGCGUGCAGGGAGGUGGAGGAGGAGCGGGAGAAGGUUGCUGGGCUGGAGCGUGCGGUUGAGGAGAUCCGAGAGACGCUUGGUGCUGCGACAGAGGCUGCAGAGAGGGAGAAAGCAGCGAAGGAAGAGGCGGAGGCAGAGAUUGGACGCAUGGAGAGGGAGAUAGCGCGGGAGAGGGAGGAUAUGGUGGGGAAGGUUGCGGAGCUGCAGGCGCAGGUGGAGAGGUUGAGUGCGGAACUGGAUGCUGCGAGGGAUGAGCAGCAGGCGAUGCAGGCCCGAACCGACCAGCUGCUGUGCGACGUUUCGCAGCUGUUGCACGCCAAGUCUCGCCUGGAAGCGGAGCUGCGCGAGGCUCAAGCGACGGUCGCUGAGAAGGAAGAGGCGAUGAGCCGCGCGGAGGAGCGGCUGGCGGAGAUGGCGCAGGAAGCGGAGGUGCUGCGGGGGGAACUGCGGAACGCGGAGGCGGAUGCGGAGAAGGCGGAGAGGGAGGCUGCGGAGGAGAGAGCUGGAUGGAAGGAGGCGGAAGCGAAGGUGGGUGAGUUGGAGGAGAAGGAGCAGCGGCUGGUGGGGCGAUACGACGAAGAGAUUCGAUCGCUUCAGGAGAAGAUGGAGGGGUUGAAGUGGGAGCUGGAAAUAGCGCAGGAGCGCCGGCGCGACGAGGCGGAGCAGCUGGCGGAGAGGCUGGAGGAGACGAGGGUGGCCCUGGAAGGCGUGAGAGCGGAGGAAAUGAGCGCUAGGGAGGAGGCUGAUAAGCUGAGAGGGGAGCUGGCUGCAGCGGUGCUGGCCACUGGAGCUGCAGAGAGGGAGCUUCAGGCGGAGAAGGCUGCGCGGGAGGGAGCGGAGGAGAGGGUUGAGGCGAUGGAGAGGGAGAGGGAGGCGAUGGUGAGUGAGCACGAGGAUGUGGAGGUGGGGCUGAGGGAGGCGGUGGAGAGUGGGAGGGAGGAGGCGGCGAGGGAGAAGGCGUGGAGGCAGAGCGAGGUGGAGGAGGUGAGGGGAGAGAUGAGGUCGAUUGUGGCGGAGCUAGAGGCGAAGGUAGCGGAGAUGGAGGCGAGGGAAGGGAGGAUGGAGGAGGAAGUGAGAAGGAAGGAGAGUGAGGUGGAGGGGCUGGCGGGCAGAGUGAAGGAGAUGGAGUGGGAGAUGAGGAGGCGGAACGAGGAGCAGCGGCAGGGGCUGAUAGCGGUGGUGCAGCAAGGCGUGGGCAGUGGGCAGGUGGGGGAUGCGCUGGUGGAGCGGGCUCGGGAGCUGCUGCAGAGGCUGGAGCAGGAGGGGGUGCGCGCGCAGCAGGUGUUGGAGAUGGAGGAACGGAUGAGGGAGCUGGAGGCCAGGCUGAAUGACGCAGAUGAGCAGCUUGCUGAGCUGGCGGAUAAGGAGGAACAGCUGUCGGCGUCUGAGUGGACCAUUGAGCGGAUGGGCGAGGAGCUGAAGCGCGCCAAGGAGAGCACUGAGACUCGCAAGGCUGAGCUGUCGCAGCUGCAGCACCAGCUGCUGUGCGCCGAGGCGACGCUGGAGGAGCGCGAGAAGGACGUGGAUGCGCUGAGGCGGAUGCUGGAGGAGUCCAACGGCAAGCGCUGGCGGCGAGCGCGGCAGAUCAAGCGCAUGGAGAGCGAGAUGAUAGCUCUGAGGGAGGAGCUGGGGCGGGAGAGGAAGCGCAGGCGGCCGGAAGGCGGGGAGGGCAGCGGAGAGGAGCAGGAGCGUGGGGGGACGCCCAUGCGCGUGGCUAUUGCAGGGACGUCCACCCAUACCCACUUGGCGAUUGGAGAGACGCCCCCACGGCUGGCGAUUGGAGUGGAACCCACACUUGGAGUGGCACCCCCACGGACGGGGGUGAACGAGACGCCGGUUCGCCUGGCGGUGAAUCCGGGGCAGAGUGGGUUGUAUGCGAGGAGGUACAGGAGCAGGGCGGCUGCUGUGGCUGCUGAGGGCAGGGAGGGGGUUCUGGAGAAGUGUGACACAACCGGGGGUGAGGGUGGAGGCAUGGAGGGAGCUGCAGUGAGGGUGUUUGAGUUCAAGUCUCCUGGGCGAUCUCCUGCUGCUGCUCGUGCUGCUGGUGUUGCCGCUGCUGCUGCAGCUACUCCUGCCAAUGCUACACCAGAAGCUGGUGCUCGAGCAGUGAUAGUAGCGGGCGAGGAGGAGGAGGAUGACGCUCCCAAGGCGCUGAACUUCGAUCAGGUGGAGCAGGAGGUGGCUGGCGCUGGGGUGCUGGAAGGCGGGAAGGUCGCUGCUGUGAAGAAGGACGAGGGUGGGGAAGUCGCUGUGGACAAUGAUGUGGGCGCGAAGGACGCUGGCGAAGCACUGCUUGCAGCCAUGAGGACCCAGUUCGAGCAGGAGGUGAUUGGGGAGGUAGUGGAGGGAUUGCAUGCGGAGGUUUCACGGCUGCAGAGGCAGCUGAGCGAGGCUGAGAGCAACAAAGCAGAGGUGGUGGAGGGUGAGAGGGAGCCAUCAAUGGUUAUCACGGAGCUUCAGCAGGAGAUUUCGCGGCUGGAGAAGCAGCUGAGCGAGGCUGAGCGCAGCAAGGCAGAGGCGAUCAAGGGGCUCCAUGAGGAGAUUUCUCAACUGCAGAAGCAGGUGAGCGAGGCUGAGGGCAAGCCUUCGCUCAAUGAAGAGAUUUCACGGCUGCAGAGGCAGCGGAGCGACGCUGAGAGCAACAAGGCAGAGGCGAUUGAGGGGCUUCAGGAGGAGAUUUCCCUGCUGCAGAGGGGACUGAGCGAGGCUAAGCAGACGCAACCAGAUGGAGAGGGAGAGCUCGCUGAGCAGGUUUUCCAGCUGCAGCAGCAGCUGAGGGAGGCUGAGACGAAGCAGGUUGAGGCGGAGGAGGAGGCGGGCAGGAUGGGGCUGAAGCUUAAGGUGCUUGAGAAGGAGCUCGCAGCUGCUGAGGGGGCGGUUAUGCAGGAGAGGAGGGGUGCUGCUGCGGUGAGAGCUGAGGUGUCUGGUUUGACCAGUGAGCGUGAUGGUCUGCUGCUCAAGGUGCUGGGGCUGGAGGAGCAGAUGCGGGCUGUUGGGGAGGAGAAGGGCGGAAUGGAUGGGAAGAAGGGGAAGGAGAGAGAUGCUGCGGAGAGGGAUGCUGCUGCGUUGAGAGCUGAGGUGGCUGCCUUGGAGAGUGAGCGUUAUGGUCUGCUGCGCAAGGUGCUGGGGCUGGAGCAGCAGGUGCGGGCUGUUGGGGAGCAGGGGGAAAUGGAGAAGAAGGGUGUGGAGAGUGGUGCUGAGAUGCAGCGGCUGGUGGCGGUUGUGGAAGAGAAGAACGCUGAGAUUGCAAGGCUGGAGGCUAAGUUUGCUGAGAUAACUGAGCGAAGCACAUUGGAGACUGGGGAGAUUGCUGUCGGUGAAGGGAAGGAUGAGCACGUGGGGGCAGGAAAGGAAGGGAGUGAGGACGAGGAGGCAGUGAGCAGCGGCGUAGUGGCUGGAGGUCAGGGCUUGGAAGGGGAAGUGAGCAGGCUGAAGGGGAUGGUAGGUGAGAUGAAACAGAGGGAGGAAUCGGCAAAGAAGACUGCAGCAGAGAAGGCUGCUCUGGCCCUGCGGCUGGAGGGGAAGCUGAGGAAGGUGGAAGGGGAGCUGAAGGAGAGAGAGGGGAAAGAGGCGCUGCUUAAGAGGCAGUGCAAGAACGCAGAGGGGGGGAUGGAAGCAGCGGAGCAGGAGGCGAAGGCUGCAGUGCUGGCGAAACAGCAGGUGGAAGCUCAGGUGAGAGCUCAGGUGGGGGAGAUUGCGACGCUGAAGAAUGCAGUUGAUGAGGCUGAGAGUGGGCGCAAGGAAGCAGAAGCAAAGCUGGCUGAAGCAGUCGGGCAGAUGAAGAGGCUUGAGGAGGAGCUGGAGGAGGUCCGGGCAGCAAAAAUUGUUCUGGAGGGUGAGAAAGGCGAGCAAAUGCAGCAUCUGGAAGCAGAACGGGAGCAGCUGAAGGCGAGGGUUGCUGAGUUUGAGCAGGAAAAGAAGGUGACUGCAAGCAGGGUGAGCCAGCUUGAGAAGGAGGUGGAGAGGCGCAAGCAGGGGGAGAAGGAGCUGAGGAAGGACAUCCAGAGGCUGGAAGCAGAGAAGGAUUUGAACAAGAAGCUGCUGGCUGCUAAGGAGAUCGGCGAGGGGAUUACGGCGCGUGGGGAGGGGAAUCCGAGCAUGGGGAUGAGCGGCAGGGCUGCGGCAUUUCAGCGCCCUGUGAGCGAGCCUGCUGUGGAGGAAGGGAUGGGUUCUGGGCGCUUUGCUCUGAAGUCCAGGGCAGGGGGCAAUGUGGUGGGGGUGGAGAAGAGUGGAAGGGGGGUUGCUGUGAACAAGAGGAUUGCUGAUCUCUCUGUUAAGUUUGGUGGUACCAGCCCUACCAAGCUUGCAAAACAGCAACGCCUUGCCUCGGUGACACGUGUGGAAGACUCGGUUGACAAGGAAAAUGCGGGGGUGUAGACGAGUGACGAGGCCUGCAUGUGAGCAUUGGGGUUAGGGUCAGUGGAGGGGGUGUGUGGUGGGAGGAGUCGGGGCAGACGGAGUAGCAAGAUUAGUUUGAAAUGGGAGUGGUUUGAGAGUCCAACAUGCAAUGGUAGGCGGAGGUCGUCGCGAGCCUACGAUGGAACAUCAACAAAGGUGGGUCUGGAUGGGGAUAAGCCACUUUGUCCCGAACAGGAGCUGCAUGGGUGUUGCUAGGUGUUCUUUGUGCCUCUUAUGCUGUUCUAAACAUUAACUAUCCACAUGUUUUUGUGCAUUUAUCAGUGUAGCAUUGGUAUGAUCUCAUAUAAGCAGUUACACGUCCGC
Closterium sp. NIES-67 is the source of this 7457-nucleotide messenger RNA. The record is from the annotation of a GenBank genome assembly. NCBI's taxonomy places the organism in Eukaryota, Viridiplantae, Streptophyta, Zygnematophyceae, Desmidiales, Closteriaceae.